AAGGGGAAACAGACAUUGCUCCUCUCCCCACAGAGAUGAUUGGUGGUUGUUCUCGAUGCUUGAGCUGCUUCUUUACGUGCAGUGCUCUGCUGCUGUUUGGGGUCUCCCUCCAUGAAGUGGAGGCUUCCAGUUGUCAGCGUGUCAUCCAUAAAAUAGUUGGAGACACGGUGGAGUUUUCAUCAUGUUUACCAACUGGAAAGGUCAACUUGGCAAGAUGGAAAUAUGGAACGUCAAUAAUUGCAGACAAAGAUAAUGUUGUUCCUGAAAGACAGUUCACGGACAGAUUAAACCUAAACCCCACAAACUUUAGUUUAACAGUGAGAGGGCUGACUCUCCGAGAUUCUGGAGAUUUCAGUUUUAUCUCAGAGGUGAAUGACAAACAAAGGGACACAGUCACCAUCACCCUGCAAGUUCAUGAGCCCAUAACUGAACCUCCUGUCCUGUCUGGCAAUUCUACCUGGCGCACCUCGACCAACUCAUGCACAGUUUUGCUGGAGUGCAGUGCAACCUCUGACAGCAGUGUCACCUACAACUGGACUGUGAGGAACCAAACCAUAAGUGGCUCCAGUCUGCAAUACAGCAUCAGGCCACAGGAUGGAGACACCAAAAUCACCUGCACAAUUUACAAUUUUGUCAGUGAGAAGUCAGCAUCCAAAAUAGUGAAGUGCAGCAACAAUAAACAAGAAAUAAUGUCCAUGUCCUUGAAUAUUGUACAGUUGAUUAUUGGGCCAGUUAUUGGACUUUUACUGAUGAUUCUACUGCUGCUCUCACUGCUUUGCUACACGAAGUCAAAGGAUCAAUGUUGUAACAGGCCCACCCAGUCUCAAACGGUCAACCAAGAUGAAACUCAACAGCAUGUGUACUCCUCUCUUCUCCAUGGUGAUGGUUCUGUCUAUGAAACAAUGAGGGGCUCUGGAGAUGCUAGAACAGGUGGACCAGCAAAUCAGUACAGUAAUGUAACAAGUGAAGGUUGUGUCUAUGAAUAAAUGAGAGGCUAUUAGGAAGGUGGAAAUGGUCCAUAAAGAGAAGUGCAUCAUCAACAAAACAAGAGAAGCACAGAUGAAAUGACAUGAAACCCGACCUUCAUGUUUAGGUAGUUUUUGCAGCAUUUAAAUAACGGCUUUAUGAUUUUCUAUGCUAUAUUCCAAAGGGGAUGAAUGAACAUCUAAUUCAGAGGUCAGUGAGAAAGCUCUUGGAAAGACACCAACAACUGUUUUUUCAAAUGUGAUUUGCUGUUGUUGAAGAAAACAGAUUACGAUGCAUGCCUGUGCAUUCAUCUGUCCUUUCAACUCAACUGUAUAGAUAGUUGGCUCAUGGAGGAAACAGAGGACUCCUUUUAUGUUUUAUCUUUUAAAGCUUGAUAUUUUACAUUGUUAUAAACAGCAAGAGGUACAUUUUGCUGUCAGUAUUUUUUUUCUUACACUGCUAAAAUGUUCUCAAGUUGCAGGUUUACAUUUUUAGCCACUGGGUGGUGCCAUGUGGUUUUUCUUUCAGCAACUCAAUGCUUAGUGGUUCCUGUGGUCAAAUACCAUUGCUGAUGCAUCUGUGACUGCAUGCAUGACGUAUAACUUAAUGCAUUAGCUCAUUUGUAAUAUCAUUGAAUGAGAAUUUUUUGUAGUUUUCAACAAUUUAAAAUGUUUCAUUCAAAAUUGUUUUUCCUCCAUUCGGGCAAACAAUGGUACAUGUUGCUCCCUGUUUAUUCUUAAAUACUAUCUAUGUACGUUGUAUGUAUGUUGCAUGUAACUAUAUUUGUUAUCUUUUAAGUAAUGGUCAAUACCUGUGAGUAUUGUAAUUCCACUGAGAUUCAUUUUUAUGUCAACUAGUUUUAUGUCAAAAAUGAAUGAGCAGCUCUAACUUGAUAGAAAUAGUAUUGUGACAUAAAUAAAAAUACACUUUUGAACUCA
This is a messenger RNA of Siniperca chuatsi (mandarin fish), 1904 nucleotides long. RefSeq names its product signaling lymphocytic activation molecule-like. The record is from RefSeq and is a predicted model, not a curated record. Bases 36 to 986 code for a protein of 316 amino acids. NCBI's taxonomy places the organism in Eukaryota, Metazoa, Chordata, Actinopteri, Centrarchiformes, Sinipercidae. The transcript has 10 exons.